Lodderomyces orthopsilosis Co 90-125 is the source of this 2979-nucleotide messenger RNA. RefSeq lists its product as uncharacterized. Gene Ontology annotation, cellular component: DNA replication preinitiation complex. NCBI's taxonomy places the organism in Eukaryota, Fungi, Ascomycota, Pichiomycetes, Serinales, Debaryomycetaceae. The record is from RefSeq and is a predicted model, not a curated record. The transcript has a single exon. The coding region runs from base 1 to 2979 and encodes 992 amino acids. Gene Ontology annotation, biological process: DNA replication initiation.
AUGAUUCAAGAAACAGUUGGAGAAAUUAAUGAAAAUACAUCUACAGAUACCUUUAAAAUACUUGAUCCCAGUAACAAUAUCGAGAUCAUCAUCAUAUCUAUCCACAUGAUCAAUUUACAAUCAAUACUCCAUCUAAUUCCUACACAAACAUCCCUCGAAUCGCAUCAAAGCCUAUUAUCGGAGCUCUCAAUUGACAAGAGUGACAAUUCAGUAGUGGAACCAAUUUUGCAUAUUUUCAAAACUUGUAAGGGGAAACUACGACGCAAUGGGUAUUGGUUGUGCAAGUUGAAGUUUAAAAUUGAUGACAGGUUUAAUCAUUGGGGAGUGAUGUUUCCAAUGUUGAAUGUGGGUGAAAGAAUGGUGGAAGAUGGUAGUGAUAGCAAUGGAGUUGGAGGUGAAGAUGGCGACUAUUUCGGUGUAUUUAAAGUCGAUGAACUGGUUCCCGAAGAUAAGAUGGCAGAUGAAAUGUAUCGCAUUUCAAGUGAGCAAGAUUUAAUCAGCAUAGGUCAACAAUCGCUCAAGGGUAAUGACGAGGAGCUAUCAAUAACUGAGAAUAACGAGACAAUUGAAUCAUUUUCAAUGAGACCACCAUCAUCAAUACAGAAUAGGCCGGGUGAUUUCAACGGACAUGGCUCCCCACUGGACCCCGGAUCCAAUUUCACGUCUCCUUCAAAAAGUGAAGAAAGUCAAGAUCCAUUACAAUUUUUAACUAAUCGAUACUAUCAUUCAUUAUAUUCCCUCAAUGAGCCUUUAAGUUACUUCCCCAAAACUUCAUUAACUCGAUUCAUAAAUCUUUGUCAAGGAAACGACUCACUCACUAUAGCGAUUCUUGAUUCGUUGAUUUUGAGUAUGGAAAAGUUUGAUUUGAGAUAUGAUGGGAAAUCGAAUGGGGAGUUUUUCAUUAGCGAGAUUGGUAGUUUAUCUGAUUGUGAAUUACGGAAUCAAGAGAGAUUUAAGGGGAGAGUUGGGUUCAAUGUGAAGCUAAAUACAGAGGAUGAUGAUGAUGAGAAAUAUGAGGAAGUGGGGCUGGUACAUUUGAAUGGAAUUGAUAAUAAUAAACUACAGAAAUUAAUCUUGGAAUUAAAAAUCCGUGAAGCUCAAUUACAGAUUAUUCUCUUAUUUGAAGUUUUACAAAAUUUGAAUAUAAAUGAAGAUGAGUUUUUAAAACUCAAUUUACAAAAACUGAAUGAAUUGAUGAUGAAACAAAGUCAAGACAAACAGAAAGUGAGUUUAGUUAGGAAAAAGAGGAAGCUCAACAAGCCAAUGGAAGAAAGCAAUGAGAGCAACAACAGCAAAAAGAAGAGUAAGCGCGUUAAACCAACCACUUUGCUGGGUCCGUCUACACUGAAUGAGCUGAAGAAUCGCGAGUUUGAUUACUAUUUGUAUUUGAAUAAGUUGAUUGAUAGGUUGAACUUAUGGGAAGUAUUAAUGGUUUCUGAUAAACACGAGAAACAAGGUGAUAGCAGUACUGAUGGGACUGCUUCUUCGAGUUAUGGAUUUUUGGCCUAUGUCUUGGUACCGUAUUAUGGUAAAACAUUCCCCGUAUUAAUGAAAUAUGUGAUUCAGAAUAUGAAGAAUACGAAUAUGAAAUUGACCAGUAAUCAUAAGAAACAGAAGAAGAGCAAGAGCAAGAGCAAGAAGAGAUCGUCGGCGUCAUCAACAGUUAUUGAAAUUGAUGAUGAUGAAGAUUCAAACGAACACAAUAAAGAUGCUGGGAAUAGAAAUGGCGGAGAAAAGAAGAAAUCUAAAUUGGAGAGAAAACCAUUACUCAACAAUGAUAAUGGUAACUUAAUCAAAGACAUUUCAAUAGCUUCGCUAAAACGCUCAAAAUCAAACCUUGGUGGUCAAUCAUCUCGAGAACUUUUAGACAAACGACAAGUUGAUUUGAAUUUUAAACCGCCACAUUUGAAGAAACAAAUUAGUUCGAAUUCGGAUAGUGGAGCGCUGUCAACGUCGUCGUUGAUUUUCGGUCAAGCUAGACGAAGCAGGACUUUGGCGGGCGGUGAGACACUGGCGAAAUCCGGUUCAAGUUCGGUGGUGAAUGUGGCAGAAACACCGAUGAAAGCAGCACAACGUGGUAUAUUACCAACUGGAGCCGGCACAGGUUUUUCCAAUGGUGGGUUUGGUGGUAAUUUGAUGAAAUCGUUCUCGCAGAUUGAAGCUACUCCGGCGAAACAAAGAGUAGUUGAUUUGGAGGUGUUUACACCAGUAACUAAACUUAGUCUGCGAUCAAACGAAAAUAUUAUUCGAGAGAAUGAAGCUACAAAUUCCAUUUUCACCAGUCCUGCAACUGGUGACGGAAUUGAAGGAGGUAAUGGCGCAUCACCAUUUUUGAAACCUGGAUCUAGUAUGAUGACUCAACGAUUGCAAUCGGUAGCUUCGAGUGUAGCUGCAACAACAGUAGCUGCUACUAUCCAUCAAGGAGAGGAUGUACACAUGAUUGCAGCUACACCAAAAAAACAACGAACUGAUGAUGCCGCUGCUGUUGUUGAGACCCCGCAUGAUAUGAUUGUUGAAGCAACGCCGGUACGUAAUGAUCAAAGGACUCCUCAACUGCACAAGCAUCUUGAUCCAUCAAUUAUACAAGCAACUCCAGUACAAAAGAUCACAAAACUUCAAUCAUUCAGCAAUACACUUGCUGACGCAAUAGUACAGGAUAUACCACAACAAGGACAGAAGCAAAAUAUACAAUCACCAUUCAUGAGACGUAAUGAAGAAGGUGAUACUACAUUCAAAUCACCUGUUGCUAUGCAAAAAGGUGGAGUGUUUUCAUCACCGCUGGUUCAUAAGACCAAACCAGGUGAUCCCAUUGCCAUUUCUGAGUCACCUAUAUAUAAUGCAUAUGCCAAUACAGGAUUAUUAUCAUUACGAAAGAAAGAAAUUGGAGAAGAAGAGGGUGAUGAUAAUGAAGCAUAUGAUUCGGACGAAAUACUCAAUCCAAAGAAAAAGAAAGCUAGAGCUACUUACUCAAGACGAUGA